AUGCUACGCGUCUUUUCUCAAAAAGGUCGCAGAGAGCGGGCUAUUCGGUUCGCCGUUGUGGCUGCAUUCCUUCAUCUUUCCUCCGUCGCUUUCGGCAUACAGAAACAGACACCUCUGAGCGUAGUUCGAGAGAAAGCCGGGCUUGCGUUCCACACUCGUGCCCGGCAGCCUGAAAGCUUCCUCAGCAGGGAAAGCCAAAUCCUCUUGUCUGACAUAUCCGACGCCGGCAGCCGGGGCGAUUGGCUGAAGGUUCAGAAGCUUUUUGGUACCUAUGCAGGAAGUGAGGAACAGAUCUUCUCUGCUGUCAUGCACAUUGCCGUCAACUGCAGCCAGUUCAAGCAAGGUGCUGCUGUGUAUGCAAAGGCAUGCAACCUGAACAUUUCCAAGACGUCUCCAACCUUCUCGGCUGCAUUGAAAAUUCAUGCCAGGCUGAAUCGACAAGAGACCGUGAAGCAAAUCUGGACUGAGGCGUUGCAGACUUGUCCCCUGAACGAAGUCUUGGCAGGCGCACGUCUCGAUGCAGCAGCGAUUGAAGGAGAUGUGGAGACAGCCGCUGAAGUUCUAGACCUGCUGAACCACACAUCUGGUGUCAGAACCGACGUGGCACACGUUACAUCCGCUAUCCGUGCAUGCUGGGAAGCUGAGGGUCGGAGCCAUCACGCAGCGAAGUUUUUGUUUCAGCAUUUGUUGGACCUGGGCCUACAGCCGAACAUUGUGGCCUACACAUGCUUGAUUGGUGCCUAUGCCACGGCGCCCUUGCCGCAAGUACUCGCGGCAUAUGAUCAGCUGAAGUCUUCUGAUGUUGCCAUCGACUCCCCUUUCACCGAAGUGUACUUUGUGACCGUGCUCCAAAAGCCCAAACCUGAAGACUGGCGUGGCGAGAAGAUGAUCGAGAAGCUUAAGGCUCGCCCUCUUGAUCGACUGGCAGCUGCCAGGGUGGCCCUGCAUGACUUCAACGCUGCGAGACUUGAGCUUUCCGCCCUAAGCUUGUCGAUCCAAAGAGCUUUGCUAAAGCUUGAACAGUAA
Symbiodinium sp. CCMP2456 is the source of this 1026-nucleotide messenger RNA. The record is from the annotation of a GenBank genome assembly. Lineage: Eukaryota; Dinophyceae; Suessiales; Symbiodiniaceae.